This is a messenger RNA of Belonocnema kinseyi, 1328 nucleotides long. RefSeq lists its product as uncharacterized. The record is from RefSeq and is a predicted model, not a curated record. NCBI's taxonomy places the organism in Eukaryota, Metazoa, Arthropoda, Insecta, Hymenoptera, Cynipidae. Bases 29 to 706 code for a protein of 225 amino acids. The transcript has 2 exons.
GUGAGUCAUCAAAAGUGGAGUUCAGAAGAUGAAUCAGAUAGUCAGUGUUUCCAUGAUAGUGUUGCUGUCGAUCUCGGCGAUCGUCGCAGCAGCCCCUAGAAGGACUAAGAGAUCGACACCCUCAUGGCACAAACCCUGUGGACAACUUCAAGAAAUUGAAGUUUCUUCCACUGGUAGCGAGGAUGAAGAGAUGAGGGCCAGUCUUGAGAGCAUCAAACUUCAACAUCAAUUAACAAUGAAUGAUUAUCUUAAUAGUGACUACGACUUCCUUUACGAACGGGUCAGGAUCGGGGUGCACGAGCAUCAGUACAUACCUAACUGGGUUCCUGGAAAGAAGGAUGUGAACACAGUUCGAAAAUUAGCCAAUGAAAAGUCACAAAUGAUUAUCAAUCAUUUGCCAAAAUUGCACUUGGACUUGCAGAAAUUUGCUGUGGCUUUUGAAGAGCUCGUGGAGGAUGAGUGGAACCCCAGAGUUUCCAACGCCUUGAAAGCCACGCAAUCAUAUCUGAUGAUGAUGCUGUGUGAAGUUGAGAUCAACAUCGCUUCGCUACCUUCGCUAAAAAUUCCUUCCAGAGUUAAUAGGAGCAUCAUGACCACAAUUGAACGAGAUCCAGUCGACGACACCAGAAGACUCGUACGUGAUUGGGGUGUUUUGCUAAAAUACAAGGAUUAUCUACAUGCUUGGAGGCACGUAUUUGACUAUUAGGAACAAAAUUAAGAUACUAGGGGUCCGUGAAUGGAGUCACAGUAUUGCAACCCAAUUUUUAUAAUUAGAUGACUAGUCUUCCCUCACCGAACCAAAGAAGACGAAUGAGCUUUAUUUUUAAUAUUUGCGAUGGAGUAGAACUAUAAAUAAUUUAAUAUUUUAGUAAGAAAUAUUAGCUAGCAAAAACAUUUUUAUACCUUCCUAUUGAAACAUUUUUCCUCCUUAUGAGCAAUUUAUACAGAUGAGGUUUAAAGAAGGCUUAGGUAUAAUUUUUUUAAUAUAAUUUGAUGACGAACAACGUCUUCUGACAGCGUAAAAACGAUGUUAUGAUGUAAAAUUAAUUAGGCACACAUGUACCUGUCCUGCAGUUUCUGUAAUUGCAGAAACUUGUAAGACAGACGUCAUAAUGACGACUUGACUAUUAGUGCGGAAUUGUUAUUGUAGUGAGUUUAAUCACAGCAAUCAGGGAAACACCCGCUUUUUAAUACGUAUUGAAUGUUUGUAUUUAUUGUGCGACUUUUUUCUGUAUAACUAGUAUUUAUUAUUUAUUAUUAGAGACUUAGGUAUUUAUUAUAAAUUUUACAGUAGCUCUUGGGAAAUAUUUAUUGCAAAAUUUUUCGAU